Jaculus jaculus (lesser Egyptian jerboa) is the source of this 984-nucleotide messenger RNA. It is a transcript of the gene Arrdc5, whose product is annotated as arrestin domain containing 5. Gene Ontology annotation, cellular component: cytoplasm. The transcript has 3 exons. Gene Ontology annotation, biological process: protein transport. The record is from RefSeq and is a predicted model, not a curated record. The coding region runs from base 1 to 984 and encodes 327 amino acids. NCBI's taxonomy places the organism in Eukaryota, Metazoa, Chordata, Mammalia, Rodentia, Dipodidae.
AUGUCUGUAGUAAAGUCCCUCGACUUAGUGCUGCCCAAGGAUACGGUCUAUCUGGCCGGCUCCAACGUGGACGGACAGGUGGUGCUGACACUGAACAGCACCCUGGUGGACCCCAUCGUGAGGGUGGAGCUCGUGGGAAGGGGUUAUGUGGAGUGGAACGAGGAGAUCGGGCCGCAAAAAGACUACAGCCGAGACAUCCUGUGUAAUAACGAGGCUGAAUACGUGCGCAAGACAAAGACCUUCCAGAUAAAGGAUAAUUGGUUAAGUGCAGGCAGCCACACCUUUGACUUCCAUUUCAACUUACCUCCCAGGCUUCCUUCCACCUUCACCAGCAAAAUUGGUCAUGUGUCAUACUUCCUGCAGGCAGCCUGCCUGGUCCAGGACCACAUCCUGGCCAAGAAGAGAGAGACUCUUCUGGUCCAAGGCGUCUCUGAAUUCCGCAGGCGAAACCUCGAGAAGAAUCCGCUAUUGGUGGAGGCAGAGAAGAAGGUGUCCUACAGCUGCUGCCGCCAGGGCUGGGUGAUGAUGCAGGUACAAAUGGACAAGGACACUUUCAUGCCAGGGGAGAAGGUGGUCUUCACCACAGCAAUCCAGAACCGAACGAACAAGUUCAUCAAGACGGUGGUCUUCGCGCUCUAUGCCCACGUGCAGUACCAGGGCUUCACGCCCACGGCAGAGCGUCGCCUGCACAGUGACAGCAGUGAGCUGCUGCGGCAGGUGACCAACGCGCAGAUCAGGUCCUUUGCCAACACCACGGUGGUCAGCACUUUCAACCUGCCCCUUGUGUUGUCCGUCACCACGGGCUUACAGGACGAGAUCAUGAGCACAAGCUAUGAGCUGGUCAUAACUCUCCACCUGCCCUACUCACUGACCACUGUCAAAGCCCACGUUCCCAUCAAUAUCACCAGUGCCCAGGAGGAACAGGCCAGCCCCAACCCACGCGAGGAGAACGCGCUUCCCAAGAGCCAGGGCCACUCCCAGUGA